AUGGCCGGAGCAGCCGCGGGGAAAGGGGGGCCCGAGAGCUCCGAGGAGGAGCCGGACGCGAGGGACGCGCCCCAGGCGUGCUACAGGCCGGGUUUGUGGGUGUCCCAAGGCAGGGGAGCAGACUCCAGCCCGGGGGACGCGGACGGGAUGAAGGCGAGGAAGAGGAGCCGGCCGGUGCGCUCCAAGGCCAGGAGGAUGGCUGCCAACGUCAGGGAGCGCAAGAGGAUCCUGGACUACAACCAAGCCUUCAACGCCCUGCGCCUGGCCCUCAAGCACGACCUCGGCGGCAAAAGGCUCUCCAAAAUCGCGACCCUCCGGCGGGCCAUCAACCGGAUCGCGGCUCUGUCGCUGUCCCUGCGCGGCGCCGGCUGCUGCUGGCCCUGCGGCCACCCCGAGUGCCGCCCCCGGGCCGGGGUCCCCGCGCAGGAGCCGGGGCCGAGGGGCAGCCGCCCCCAGCUGUCCUGGGAGCCCGUUCCUGCCGGGACACGCUGCCCUCCGUCCCCUCUCAGCGCGGCGUUCUCCGCUCAGCGGCAGCUCCAUCACUACGAGAGCCCCAAGGAGAACCGCGCCUGUGGCCCCGGCGGGACCCCGCACCCCGGCCAGCAGCGAUUCACGGGUGCAGCGAUUCAGGGCAGCCUGCAAGAGCCCCUGGCCGGGAAUGUCCCCUGGCAGCCGGGCUACUGCCAGGGCUGGGGACAGCAGCGGCGCCUCCCCACGCAGUGA
Messenger RNA from Melospiza melodia melodia, 723 nucleotides. It is a transcript of the gene BHLHA9, whose product is annotated as basic helix-loop-helix family member a9. The coding region runs from base 1 to 723 and encodes 240 amino acids. The record is from RefSeq and is a predicted model, not a curated record. Gene Ontology annotation, molecular function: RNA polymerase II transcription regulatory region sequence-specific DNA binding; DNA-binding transcription factor activity, RNA polymerase II-specific; protein dimerization activity. Gene Ontology annotation, biological process: developmental process; regulation of transcription by RNA polymerase II. The transcript has a single exon. Lineage: Eukaryota; Metazoa; Chordata; Aves; Passeriformes; Passerellidae.